Molecule: messenger RNA, 1881 nt
Organism: Rotaria socialis
Lineage: Eukaryota; Metazoa; Rotifera; Eurotatoria; Philodinida; Philodinidae
Source: the annotation of a GenBank genome assembly
AUGAAUACUAGAACAAGUUCCCGCAUAGAACUUCAAAUUCACUAUGAAGAUCAUCAACAAGGUCUUAAAAGUGAGAACUACAUUUUAUGUUCAUCGACCGACACUAUUCGUGAUGUUAUUAAAAAGUUUUUGAAAACUGCCAACCUUGAUUAUAUUGAUUCUGGAAAUGUUUCACUAGUUGAAUUACGUAUGGGAAAUCAACGUUUACCUGCACCUUUAUUCAAUAUUUACACGACAUUGAAUCAACUUAACAUUCGACAAGGAUAUACUCUCUGUUUUGCGCCAUUAUGUGAAUUCUCAUCAUCAAGACUUUCACGUUUACGAGUUUAUGAUCCUAAUCAUAUCGACAAAAUAGAAUAUACAUGGAACAAACAUAUAACAACAUUACAAAUGCUUCUUGAAUAUAUAAUUAAAGUAUUUUCGUUAGAUUCAAUCGAACGCCAGCGCAUUCAUCUUUUUAUGGAUUUCGACGAACUCGAUCUAACAUCAAAUUCUGAGAAGCUUUUAACUGAAUUAGACGUUACCGACCUAACAUUGAUUGAGGUCGCAAUUAUUCCACCAUGUUCAAUAUCAGUUUCGCAUCCGAAUACUAGCACGUCUGAGAUGCAGUGCUCGGUUUUGGCUAGUCAAAAUUGUACUUACGAUUCACAACAUGAUAAGUCAAAUGAAUGCAUAGAGCUCGAACUACAAUACACUGAUCAAAAACAAAAUUUAAAAAAAUUAGUGAAAAUUCAAUUCUCGCCUACAACUAAAAUUGAUGAUGUCAUUAAAAAGUUUUUGAAAACUACCGACCUUGAUUAUAUCGAUUCUGGAAAUGUUUCGCUGGUUGAAUUACGUAUGGGAAAUCAAUGUUUACCUGCACCUUUAUUCCAUACAUACAAGACAUUGGAUCAACUUAAAAUUCGACAAGGAUACACUCUCUGUUUUGCGCCAUUACGUGAGUUGUCAUCACCAAGGCUUUCACGUUUACGAGUUUAUGGUCCGAAUCAUAUCGGCAAAAUAGAAUAUGAAUGGAACAAACGUACAACAACAUUACAAAUGCUUCUUGAAUAUAUAAUUAAAAUGUUUUCGUUAGAUUCAAUCGAACGCCAGCGCAUUCAUCUUUUUAUGGAUUUCGAAGAACUCGAUCUAACAUCAAAUUCUGAGAAGCUUUUAACUGAAUUGGGUGUUACCGACCUAACAAUGAUCUCUGUUCAAAUCGUAUCAUCACUUUCUUCAUCGAUGAUUCAUGUUGAAUGCACUUCUACGAAUGGAACAUUCUUGUUCGAUAUACCUCAUACAACAACAAUUGAGAUGCUUAGAAAAGAAGCCGAACAAAGAUUCACAGAUUAUUGUCUCUGUGAUUUUACGCUUUUCGAUCGUACGAAGGUGAAGAUAAACUUGAGUGAAUCGAAUCGCACGCUUUUAUCCUUAGGAAUAAAUUCUGGUCAAACUAUUUAUGCUAGUUGUCGUCUGAUUUCCUAUAAUAGUGGCUUAUCUACCGCGGAUGACCCGAAUAAAAGGGUUCCGCGAGCUUCGUCGCUAAUCUCGAAAUAUCAGCCAGAUGAUGUCGGGAACGUUACUAAAACCUCAACUAUGGAAUCUACUAGGACUGAAGUAUCAGUGAACAACAACAAUAACACUGUAGAUGAUUCGACAAAAAAUAUCGAAUUUCUGAAGAAAAAUGAGCCAUUCACUGCAUCAAAAAUACCAUUCAGAUCAAUUGUUAGUGAUGAUAACGAACCAACUCCAUGUUUAGUUGAUUUUAAAAUUAAAUCUGGUAACAUAAUUACUGCUAGUACAAUAGCUGAGACGCCACCUCGUCCUGUAAGUGACAACAACCGUAUUUCUACAUCUUUUGUUCCGACCCAAGCAGACAAGGAUUGUCAAAAACGCGUUUAA